AUGCUCUUGUUAGAUCCAAAUGAUCCAGCACUGGCACAGCGCUUGAUCCAGCUUGCACAGGACGCCACUUCCAUGGAUGGUGCUAACAGAGAGAAGGCCGAGCGUGAAAUCAAGGAGUUUCAGAACCGUGUCGACGAGCAGACCGGGUUCGUCCUGUUGCUCCUAAAUCUGGCGGUCACAGCUGGGCCCGCAGCUUCCUUUUGUUCUAUUGUCUUUAAAAACACAGUCAAGAUGUGCUGGAACGCCGCAACCGCAGAGCAUUGCAUCACCGAGGGUGAUAAGAGGAUUGUUCGUGACACCAUUACAGGGGUUAUGCUUCGGGCUGCUCCCAACGUUCAGCGAAACCUCGCCGAGGCCACCACUAUGAUAGCGGAGGUUGACUUUCCAAAUGAGUGGCCAAAUGCCCUGGAUCGCAUUAUCCAAGUUUUGAGGUCGGAAAAGGAUAUGACCAUGCACUGUGCUGCAUUAUCCACGGCCCAUGGUAUACUUGGGCGAUAUCGCAGCCAAGGCGAUCUUUCUGAAGCCCUUGUGAGUGACUUACGGAUCAUCUACACAUCCUUUACCGCCCCAUUGCUGUUGUCGAUGGAGUUUCUCCUGGCUGAGAUGGAAAAGGGCGGCGCGGGCGCCAAGGCUGCAUCUCACGGCUUGACGUUGGCCGUGGAGUGUCUGCGCGACCUAACCACCCUCGACCUUGGUGACGAGUUUAUUUGGAGCAUGGAAAAGUUUGUAAGUGUUCUUCUACGCUGUCUCCAGUUCAAUAGGCCCGACGUUGAUGAGGCAACUUUGAUCGAGCUGAAGUCUGUGGUGAUGGAGUGUGUGACGCACUUUUUGCUGCAGUUUUCGGAGGAUUUUGAGAAGUACGCAAGCGAGUUUCUCAAGGUCGUCUGGGACACCAUUGCUUCCCCGCUGAGUCGCGAGCAAAGCAUGGACGACAUCGUCAUUCAGGGGAUGAACCUUCUCUCAGCCGCCUGUCGAGGGUCUAUGCGGGAGGUCUUCAACAGCAGCGAAAUCCUCGAAAACCUCGUGGUUCAUGUCGUCCUACCAAAUCUUGCUCUACAGCCGGAUGAUAUUGAACUCUAUGCAACCGAGCCGUACAGUUACAUCCAGCGGGAUAUUGAGGGUAGUGAUUUUCACACACGCAGACGAGAGGCAGGGGAGCUGGUGCGUUCUCUGAUGCUGGCUUUCCCUGACAUGUCUGGGCCGCUUUUGUCCGCCCAGCUGCAGCAGCUCAUGUCCGUAGCCGCAGCAGGCGACUGGAAGGCAAAAGAUUUGUCUAUUUAUUUGUUUUCCUCUCUUUCCCUUGGAGGGCAGUAUGCGAACUUUCAGAGGGGCGCCGCCCAAAGGUUGAGCAACCUUGUGCCCUUCGAACAAUUCUUGAAGCAGAGCAUUCUUCCAGAGCUUUCGAAGGAUGUGUCGGAACAAUCCCCGUUUAUUAUAAAGGCCGAUUGUAUUCGUUUUCUGGCGACAUUUCGGACACACAUUGAGCCCCAACUACUUCCAGAGAUCAUAGCACUGCUAACCACGUGGAUUGGAUGCCAGGAUGUGGUGGUUCGCACCUACGCUGCAAAUGCCGUUGAACGGAUUCUUACGCUUCGACGCUCUGGCCAGCAGGAGAACGUCAUCACAGACGCAAACAUAGGUGAACGGGUUGCGCCGCUGCUACAGCACCUUUGCAUGCGAGUUCAGGAGGACAAGCAGCCAAACGCCUACACAAUGCAGUGUCUGAUGCGGGUGUGUCAGAGUUGCAGUCGCUGUGUAGCCCCUUUUGUGGGAGACAUAAUCACUUGUAUAGCUCCUGUCGUCCGGGAAAAUGCAAAGAACCCGUCAAACCCCCUUUUUAGUCACUGCAUGUUUGAGGUGAUUUCCAAAUGCAUUCAAAUACGCCCAGAGGAUGGACCAGCUAUAGAGGCUGCCUUGUGGGAACCUAUGAUUUUUAUUUUGCAGCAUGAUGUGCUUGAGUACGUGCCGUAUACGCUUCAAAUCAUGGCACAGCUCCUUGAUACACGUGGCUCGGGUGCCCCGGAGCCGCCGUCACACUAUCAGGCCUUACUGGAGCCUCUCCUAAUCCCCGACAUGUACCAGCAAAAGGGUAACAUACCUGCCGUUGUUCGACUUUUGGUGGCUUUUAUAGAGCACUACCCACGCUAUGUGCACGACAAAGGAUUCACAGAAAAAGUCUUGAUUGUCUUUCGAUCUCUGCUGCAGUACAAAAAUUACGACCACGAGGGAUUGAAUGUUCUCACCGCAAUUGUAAUGGCCUACCCCAAGGAGAUCAUCUCGCCAUAUAUGGGAAGCAUAUACCAGGUGUUAUUUCAACGUCUUCAAACUUCUCGAACACCAAAGUAUGUGCGUAUUCUCAUCAUAUUUUUAUCGAUUGUGGUCAUCUGCCAUGGCGCUGACGAUGUCGUGGCGAAAGUUAACCUCAUUCAGAACUCACUUUUCUGGAUGCUGCUUCAGCGCGUGUGGCUGCCAAAUGUCCAAAAGAUUACAGGGACUUUAGAGCGUAAGGUAUGUGUGGUGGCGUUGGCCAGCUUGCUUGGUGAAUGUGCAGAGUUGCAGAGUAAUGCGGAGGCCUGGGCAAGUUGUGUCGUUAGCUGUCUCAAGGUGAUUCAUGGUGCCGUUGAGAGCGAUGACACGACUAGCUUUACCCCCAAAACCCACUCUGUGGGGGACUUGAAACAUCACAUUGAUGAUACUGGUUUUACAAAUGUCUUUUGCCCCUUGCAGGGUGCAGUGCGGGCCCCCAUUGACGUGUGUGCGUCUGUGAAGCAGCCGGACUUGUACUUUCGUGAGCGCAUUCAUCAGGCGUUGCAGGGUCCUAGCGGGCCCCACCUUAAAAAUCUUCUGCAGUCUAGCCCGGAGUUGUUGGCCAUGGUGAAGUGA
Molecule: messenger RNA, 2883 nt
Organism: Trypanosoma conorhini
Lineage: Eukaryota; Euglenozoa; Kinetoplastea; Trypanosomatida; Trypanosomatidae
Product: putative CAS/CSE/importin domain protein
Exons: 1
Coding region: 1-2883 (960 amino acids)
Biological process (GO): protein import into nucleus; protein export from nucleus
Cellular component (GO): cytosol; nuclear envelope
Molecular function (GO): small GTPase binding; nuclear export signal receptor activity
Source: RefSeq, a predicted model, not a curated record